Messenger RNA from Ceutorhynchus assimilis (cabbage seed weevil), 4795 nucleotides. Lineage: Eukaryota; Metazoa; Arthropoda; Insecta; Coleoptera; Curculionidae. The record is from the annotation of a GenBank genome assembly.
GUCAAGGUGGUACCAUAUUUCGAAUAAACCCGCGGAAACCAUGAGCGAACCGAAAGAGUAAAAGUUAACAGGUGUCCAAAACGAAAAAGCGUCUUUUUUUUUUAAAUGUCCGUUUUCUUGUGAAUCAUGUUUGUGCAAAAGUGUCCUCGAAGAGGUAGUGGCGGUUGGUUUUUGGUGACUUUAUGGCUUUUAGGUGUUGCGGAUUGGAUUAAAUGUCAAGAAAUAAAAUGUGGUCACCCACCAGUACCAAUGAACGCAAGGAUGUCCUUGAGCUCACCCAGCUUGAUACCGGGUACCAUUGCGACCUACCGGUGUGACGAGGGCUACGAAACCUUCGGGAACACCCAAAUAUCCUGCUCACCAUCGGGACAAUGGGCCGGAGAAAUGCCUUUUUGUGGUGUAAAUGUAGCCUUCAGAAAACCUGCUAACCAAUCGACUACAGUUCGUGGGGGUACUGCCCUAAACGCCAACGAUGGUGAGACGAGCAGCGACCAUGAAACCAAAAAAUGUUCGGAAACUCAAAAAGAAGCGAGUCCUUGGUGGCAAGUGGACCUGUUACGAGCCUACCCUGUUAAAGUAGUCAGGGUGACAACCAGGGGUUGUUGCGGACAUCAACCAUUACAAGAUUUGGAAAUUAGAGUGGGCAAUAGUAGUACGGAUUUGCAAAGGAACCCUUUGUGCGCUUGGUUUCCUGGAACUAUUGAUGAAGGUUCAACAAAGACUUUUACAUGUGCCAGGCCUUUGAUUGGCGAAUUCGUGUUCCUACAGCUUGUUGGAGUUGAAGGUUCCUUGUCUUUAUGCGAAGUGGAGGUAUUUACUACAGAUGAAUUCUCAGUGGACAGAUGCGCUCCAAAAGAUUCACCUGAAGAAGCUCAACUAGCAGCUUUUGCUCGCACCUGCUACGAAUUCGGAGUAUCCAGAGGCGGGUCAUUCCAGGAAGCCCGAGCCUAUUGCCAGAGUCACAAUGGAGAUUUGGCUCACGGCAUGAACCCUGGACAAACUUCGUUUCUUUAUGCGGAACUGGAACGGCGUAAACCCAACCUCAAAACGCAGCUGGUUUGGAUCGGAGCUCAAAAAGAACCUGGAUUAACUUCGAGGACUUGGAAAUGGGUGAACGGUGAUUUGGUGCAACGUCCGGCCUGGGGCAAAGAUCAACCCAACAAUUACAAUGGCGAACAGAAUUGUGUGGUACUAGACGGCGGCCGUGGGUGGUUGUGGAACGACGUGGGCUGUAAUCUAGAUUACCUGCAUUGGAUUUGUCAACAUGUUCCAUCCUCUUGCGGAAGCCCUGACAAGCUAAUAAACACUACAAUAACCGGAACUGACUACAGUUUAGGAGCUAGCAUCAAAUACAACUGUCCAGAAGGCCACAUGUUGGUGGGCACCGGAAACAGAAGCUGCGGAAAUAGCGGAUUUUGGACUGGAAUGGCACCGACUUGUAAAUUUGUUGAUUGUGGAAAGUUGCCAGACUUAGACCACGGAACAGUGAGCCUCAAAGACAACAGAACCACCCACGGAGCCAGGGCCAUUUACACUUGCCACGAAAACUAUACUCUCAUAGGCCACGAAGUCCGGACAUGCGGUGAUGAUGCAAAAUGGACCAACUCCACCCCUCAAUGCCUCUUCGACUGGUGUCCGGACCCACCAGCCAUCCACGGAGGUCUUGUCCACACUUCCGGGCAUCGUGCUGGUGAUACGGCCACUUACUCUUGCCAAGUUGGCUACGUUAUUCAUGGACAAGGCGUACUUUCUUGUGGUCUUGGAGGUGAAUGGUCAGGCAAAGCUCCUACGUGCAAAUAUGUGGAUUGUGGCGCACCUCCCAACAUUGACUAUGGCCGAUACGAGCUUAGGAAUGGUACGACAACGGUGGAGAGUAUUGUGGAGUAUUUUUGCCAGGACGAUUAUUGGUUGGAUGGGCAGAAGGUGCAGAAAUGUACCAAGGAUGGCAAGUGGUCUUCUGACGCGCCAUUUUGUGAAUUAAUUACAUGUGAAGAACCAGACGUACCAUCAGGCAGCUACGUUGUUGGAGUCGAUUUUAACGUAAACUCAGCCAUUGAGUACCAUUGCGAAGUUGGUCACAUUUUACGUGGAGAAGCCACGCAUGUGUGCCAAAGAAAUGGAGAUUGGUCUGGUACUACACCAACUUGCCAAUACAUAGAUUGCGGCAAAGUUCCAACAAUGCUUUACGGAGAAGUUCACUACGCUAACGGUUCAACUUAUUGGGGAAGCGAACUCACUUACAGUUGCGCCAAAAACUACAAGCUCAAUGGAGUUAACAAAAGGAAUUGUCAGGAGAGCGGGCAAUGGACUGGUGCGACACCAAAGUGCGAAGAGAUUAGAUGCCCGGAGCCAGUACUUGCUGACCACGCGAUUCUUUCAGUCACAGGCAAUGAUAGAAUGUAUGGUAGGACUCUUAUUAGAACCGCAGAUACUUCCAAUGUUGGCGCGACAUCUUAUAAAAUAGGAGCUUUGGCUAAAUAUAGAUGCGAAAGAGGAUAUAAGGUGAUUGGAGAACCUUUGAGUACCUGUGAGGACAGUGGUCAAUGGAGCGGUGGUGUACCUGAAUGUGUUUAUGUGGACUGUAGAAACCCUGAGAAAGUUAUCAAUGGAGCAGUCACUUUACCGUCCAAUGCUACAUAUUACGGAGCCCUAGCCCUUUAUUCCUGUGAUCCUAAUUUUGUAUUGGACGGCGUUUCCAGAAGGUUGUGCCUGGAAAAUGGAACCUGGAGCUCAGAUGCGCCUCUAUGCAAAGAAAUCCAAUGCAAAGAUCCAGACUCUUUCGCAAAUGUAAACUUCAAAGUCAGCACUCACAGUGUGGGCGGUGUGGCGCAGUACUACUGUCCGAGAGGACACACCAUGCAAGGCAACUCUACAAGAAUUUGUCUGAAAAAGGGUACUUGGGGAGGCCAAGCACCAAGCUGUUUACCUGUUGAUUGUGGUCAUCCUGGUACGAUAGAAAACGGGCGCGUCAUAGUUAUGAAUGGUACUACAUUUAAUAGUGCAAUUGAGUAUCAUUGUAUUCCUACAUUUGAACGCAUAGGACCUUAUUUGAGAAAGUGUAUGGAUAAUGCACAAUGGUCAGGGGAACAGCCUAGAUGUGAAAUGGCUAUAGAAGAACCUCAAGAAGAGUCUAAUUUAGGAACCAGUAUUGGAAUUGGAGCUGGUGUGGUAGUGUUCCUAUUGGUACUGCUAGGCAUUAUUUAUUGGAAGCUACGUAAACCAGUCACAGUUAAAAAUAAAGAAAACGUUGAAGGGGCUGAAAGAAAAGAAGAACGUAACGCGGCUGUAAUGAGCUACGCUACUUUGAGUGAUCGGAACGGUUUCGGACAUCCUACAAUGUACGAAAAUAUGCAUGAGAAUAUGUAUGAUGCGCCCUAUGAAACUGGACGUAGGGACAGUGGUACCUAUGAACCAGAACCUGUAGGGCGGGCCAACGGAAAUGUUGUAACCAUAAAUGGAGUAUCAGUUCGAUAGGACAAAAAAUGUGAUAGAAAUUAUUUUUGUGAUUUGUAAUGAGAAGAGAGACAUUCUAGAUUAUGAUGGAUUCGGAGGAACCAUUUGAACAAAUAGUGUAAAAUAUGAAGCUGUAUUUAUUUUUUGAACAUUUUAUAAGACAACGAGUUACCUAGUGUGUAUAGUAAUUUUACUGCCAAAAAUAUGUAAAUAUUUUUCUAUUUUUUACAUUUUUGUAUGAUUUUUUUGUGAGCGAUUGUGAUACACGAGAAGAACUUAUAAGUAUGAAUGAUAACAAUAAUUGUUUUGUAAAAAUUAAAAGUAAUUUUUAAUAAAUUGAGUAGAUGUUUUUAUUUAAGCAAUGACAGAAUAAAUAGGGAAUUUUUGGAAAUCGCCAGCGUUCGACAUUUUGUGCAAAAACUGCAGAAAUAUCCAAAAUAUCCUUGUCAAUACACAGAUUCAUGGUUAAGCUGUAAGGUUGAAAGCAAUAUUCCAAAUUAAUCUAAUAGCUACCCAAUUGUACCCCUACAAUUAAAAUAAAACAUAAUUUAAUACAAUUGAAAAACAACAUAUAUUUUAUAAAUAUUUUCCCAAAAAGUACAAAAGCCAAGUUAGCCAUUAUUUAGCCAAAUGGUUAAUAGAUCAUUAAUACUUAAUAAAUACACAAACUAUUCUAUAAUCAAAUUUCAUGUAAAAUAUGUAUGUGGUCAAAAUAAUAUAAAGGAUAAUUUGAAUAACAAAAAAAGGUUAUCAUAUACAUAAAUGCUGCAAUACUGGCUUAUAAGCCAAAAAAUAGAACAUAUCUAUUGUUCAUCCUUAUCCUUGGCUCCAUGUUUCAAAAUGCGAGUAAAUUCAACAUAAUCAAAAAGCCCAUUCUUGAUUGGAGCUUCACGAUACAUUUCAUCAACUUCAUCGUCAGUGAAUCUAUCUCCCAUGCUGGUCAACAGUUCACGCAACCUCUCCUCAUUGAUAACUCCCAUAUUUUCCUCAUCAAAACAACCAAAAGCAUUUUUGAUGACAUCCUCAGGAUCAGUACCCUGAAGACGUUCACCAAACAGAGUCAGAAACAUGGUGAAGUUGAUAGGGCCUGGAGCUUCGUUCAUCAUACCGUCCAGGUAGUCAUCGGCGGGGUUUUUGCCUAGAGAGGCUAGCAUGUCAUGGAGAUCUUCUUUGUCGACGAAUCCGUCGUGGUUUUGGUCGAUCAUGUUGAAGGCCUCUUUGAAUUCGGCGAUUUGGGCCUGGUCGAACAUGGCGAACACAUUGGAAGUGGCCCUUUGGGCACGUUUUUUGGUGGUUCCGCGUCUGCUGACUGUUUUACGGGAAGACAUUUUUCUAGAAAAGA